AUUAUAUCAUCUGUUUAUCUCAUUGUUUUUAGUUCAGGCCUAAAUUAAUUCAAUAUCGGGUUUAAUUUCAAUAUGGGAAAAUACUCCAAAUACAGCAGCAAUUAUCCAACCCAGUAUAAUAACUGGAUGUAUCCACCAAAAAACAUUGGAUUGCUCAAAUACUUCACUAUGAAUUGUCAAGGAAUUUGGAGAACAAAUGCCUCUGCAAUAAAAGGAAGUUGGUCAUACGUUAUAGCUACUACUGUGGUUGUAUAUGGAAUGUAUAAGAUAACAAAGGCUGGCAAGGGUACCAAGUUUCAUCAGAGUGUUAAAGAUCAGAAGGGAAAUUGGCUAUAUGGACCUCCAUCUCAAAAAUUCAUCGAUGAGAUUCAUGAGCAUCAUAUCAUGCAUGCACCUCACAAAUAAAAUGUUUCAUUUCUUUCAAGUUAUGUUUAGUGUCGAAUAAAAGUCUUAUUUAUGGCCUCAAGCGA
Messenger RNA from Styela clava, 470 nucleotides. The record is from RefSeq and is a predicted model, not a curated record. NCBI's taxonomy places the organism in Eukaryota, Metazoa, Chordata, Ascidiacea, Stolidobranchia, Styelidae.